This is a messenger RNA of Cantharellus anzutake, 350 nucleotides long. Its product is annotated as ATPase, V0 complex, subunit E1/e2. Gene Ontology annotation, molecular function: proton-transporting ATPase activity, rotational mechanism. Gene Ontology annotation, biological process: vacuolar acidification; proton transmembrane transport. The transcript is spliced from 3 exons. Bases 48 to 263 code for a protein of 71 amino acids. Lineage: Eukaryota; Fungi; Basidiomycota; Agaricomycetes; Cantharellales; Hydnaceae. Gene Ontology annotation, cellular component: vacuolar proton-transporting V-type ATPase, V0 domain. The record is from RefSeq and is a predicted model, not a curated record.
AUUUGUGCACGUGGUCGCGCCCCGUUUUAAUUUUUCGAACUGCGACAAUGGGUGGAUUCACUGUAAUCGCAGUCGCCAUUGUAGCCAUCGUUGUUGGCGUUGUUGGAUGGGCUUUUGCACCCAAAGGGCCACAGCAGACACUAAUACGAAGUAGUAUUCUGCUCGCAUUAACGUGCUGUUACUUGAUGUGGGCUAUAACAUAUCUUGCCCAACUACAUCCCUUGAUACAACCGAAGCGGAAUGAUGUGCGGCUGGAGCAUUAGGUCUCCCACAAGUACACUGCAUUCGGUCCCCUCACACGAGUAAACACAGAAGGCUCGCCGUUAUUUUUAUUGCACUUGUCUUUUUGA